CAAGAUGUGUUUACUUCCGGGUCGAGGCCUAGCGGGGAGCGCGGUUGCCGUGGAAACUGCAGCCAUGGCGGCUCCGGGACAGGUGAGCGGUGUCUCUCAGCGCUUGGAACGGGCGCUUUCAACUGAGUCGUGCAUCACCGCCAGGACGCCAGGGCCCGUCGUGUCUCCCGUGUCCCUGGAUCUGCGCGUCUCGCCGGGACAGGUUGCGGAGCUGCCCGGCAAGAACCUGUGGGAGGAGAUCUGCGAAGAGUAUGAAGCUGAGCUGCCUCCCUUUCCAGAAGGAUAUAAAGCCAAACAAGAAGCUGUUGUUACUGCAUCACCAUCAGAUGAAAGGGUUCUCUACGGCUUCAACACGGAACACCUUUACCCAGCUGCUCCUUUAGCCGUGGUCCCACAAGUAUCCUGUCCUCAAGUUAAACGGGAAACAAUCGACCCAGAAACAUGUUCCCCUAAAGAAUAUUUGGAAACAUUCAUCUUUCCAGUUCUGCUUCCUGGAAUGGCUAGCCUGCUUCACCAAGCAAAGAAAGAAAAAUGUUUUGAGAGGAAAAGAACCAAAUUCAUUGCCUGUGAUUUUCUGACCGAAUGGUUAUACAAUCAAAAUCCAAAGAGGAUAGGGGAGACAUUCACAGAAUUCUUCUCCAUUCCAUUUGUGGAAGAGUGGCUGAAACUGCACCCACGGCCGGCGAUCCCACUCUCCCUCCUGCUGACAGAACCGGCAGCAGCGCUCUGCAUUCAGUCCUUCUGGAGAGCCUAUCUGGUUCGCUGUGAUCCUGAGAUUCAAGAAUUGCGUCAGUGGCAGAAGAAACUGCGUGAGGACAAGCACAUCCGCCAGCGAGUCGAAAUUUUCUGGGCCAAGCAAGAGCAGAAAGCUACAGGGUGACGGGGACACGGUCUGUCUCGUUCAUCAGCCUCGGGCCUCAUUCUUCCUCGUUUGGGGGGUUGUCCUGUGCACUGCAGGGUGUGUAGCAGCAUCACUGGCCUCUACCCACCAGGUGACUGAAGCUCACCCCCUCCCCCAACUGUGACAACCUCCCAAGUUUUUAGACACUGCCAGUGUCCCCUGGGGGGAAAAUCACCAGGAUGAGCGCCACUGGUCAAGUACUAGCAUAAAAGCACACUAGAUGCUUCCUAAAUACUGAGUGAACGAGACUUCUCACCAGGACUCUCCUCUACCCACUGCCACCAGCUCCUUGCUUUUGGAGGGAGCCUGGCCUUGGGAAAGCCAUGCCUGCACAGCUCUGCAGUGAUGUUUCCAGGCGUCUUAAGCCAGACUUACGGCCUUAGCUCCACCCACAGUGAGGCUGUAACCAGCCACCUCCAGGGAAGCUCAGCACAUCCCUGGGGCUUUCUUAAGUAAAUGCGGUAUCGACCACCUCUCUCUCUGCUCCUUGAUGGGAUACGGUGAGCAGCUCUGAUCCUGCCUUGGCCGCAAGGCCAUCAACUGGGAUAAAUUAUUGAUGCUGCAGAAUGAGAAGGAGCCUGGUACUCUAUGGACCAGCUUCUUUGCCUGUAGAUGAAAGAAGGCAGACUGGGAACGGAAGGCAUCUGGCAAGAGAUGCUCCUGAAACAAGCACCCCAGACCCAGGCGAUCAGGCCCAUGGUCCUGCCGCUAUUCGGGGCUCUGCUGCUUCAGUCACUGGAGAGCCACCUCGGCCAUUUACACCUUGUCUACAAACCCACCGUAAGUUAUUUACUUAACUGACUCACCAAGUCCCUGAAAUCGACUCAAAAGGAAACUCAACACAUUGAAAUACUUGUUGAUGGAACUCACGUUGCAUACCCACUGGCAUAUAUCCCAACGUACCACCUUUAAAAAAAUACUGUCCUAGCCAGAGCUGCAUCUCACAAGAGCACACUGGGAAUCAAAGUUUAAGAACCGGAUAUGCUGGAACAAAAUGCCACCAGGCCCCCGACACAGUGCAGUGGGUUUCCCCUAGGCCUCUCAUCAGGAGACUUCUCAGCAAGUGACAGCAAGACACACCCCAGGCGGCCUCUCUAGGCCACACAUCAGCCAGUCUCACCUCCAGCGUGGCCAGGAGAGGACGGGUAGGAAUGCGCUUCUGGAGUCUUGACCACCAACCCUCUCCCCAACUCUCCCACCCACCUGCAGGCCAGUGGUUCUCAACCAGGGGCAAUUUUGAUCCCAAGGGACACUGAGGCAUGUCUAAGGACAUUUUUGGUUGUCACAACUGGGGAGGGCGGGGUGCAAUUGGCAUCCAGUGGGUAGAGUCCAGGGAAGUGGCUAAGCAUCCUACAAUGCCUGAGAUGGCUCUCAACACAAAGGAUGAUCCGGCCCCACAUGUCAACAGUGCUGAGGUUAAGAAAGCCUGGUUUAUACACCGGAGAACAGAGUUGAUGAGGGUGAAGCCAGGAAACCAGCCAGGCCUCAGGUCCUUUCCUCGCAAGAACUUGGCCUUCUUUAGCUGCCUCCCCUCAUUCUCCUGGGGGAAUCUCCUCUCUCCAGGCCUGCCUACAAAUUGGGACUGGGUUCCACCAGCUCGUCCCCCUUCCUGCUUGUCCUUCCAGCCACAACAGGAAACCAGUGUGGAUGAAGAAAAUAACAAGAUGGUGACCACGCUUCUGAAAUUGUGCAGGUUCCUACGGCUGUGGUCCAGGUCUCUAGCUCCGACUCCUUUCUCAGAUGGGAAAUAGAUACACUCUUGCUUUCUGCUUUCAUUCCCAAGGUUGGAACCCUCUCCUUCUGGGGCAGCUGUUGUUUUUGUUGUCCUGCCUCCGUUUCUCUCAUUUCUGAAGAGAGCUCCUGAAUUUCCUUUGGAGAGCCGCCUUGAGCCCCAGCUGCAAGCACCCGACCCAGCCUGGCCAAUCAGAGCAUUUAUCCCACCCUUUGGCCACACUGACUGGUUCAUGAACAGGCACCCGGCCCCAACCAGACCCAUGAGAAUCAGUCUGAGGAUUUUUGCUAGAAUUAACUGGAAAGAGGUUUUCUCUUGUUAUCGGGGUUAAUGAGCUAAAAGGAUAUACACCUGGAGCUGGAGAGGACUUACUUACCAUCACAGGGACAGAACCUGUCUGAGAGUAAAGCUGACUCACAGGAAACGGCCACGUCAUGGACCAGAGUCCUAAUACACAGCAAGGCUGGCUUCAGUUAUGCCUGAAGCCAGAUACCCUGGUCUUUGCAGUUCCAGCAGCCAAUUAACUUCCUUUUUUUGGAUUAAGCCAGUCUGAGAUGGGUUUAUGUUACUUGCUAACAAGGAAGUUCUAUUCUACGUCCCACAUGAUGUGGUCCUCUUCUUCCAGGAAGCCCUCUCUACCCAACAUCCAGGCAGCCAGAGGCUUCCAUAGGGUCCAGUUGUUCCAAGUAGGUCAUUUUCAUUGCUAAAGAUGCCCAUGAGGUGACAGCCAUCGUUCUACAGAACACUGUCCAGGAUGAACAGGAGGGAAGCUACACACCACCUCACGAAAUGACGCUGAGUCCAGCUCAUCUAGGAUUUCUGGGGGGUUCUGCCCUGCAGAGUUUUCUGUUACUGCCAUAGUGACCACGACAAUGACUAUGAGCUCGCACAGGUGCUCACUGUGCACCAGGCCCUCUUCUGUGCGCUUCACAUAUAUUAAUACCUUAUCAUCUGGACAAUGACCCCACGAGGCAAGUUCUAUCACUGUCUCCAUUUUACAGGAAAUAAAACAGAGAAGCCAGGUGGCUUGUCCAAGGUCACAUAGCUAGAAAGCGGUGGAGCCAGGAGACAAACAAUUGUCCUAUUGUUACUGGGCUCUUACUACAGACCAGGGCUCUGGAAAUGUCACACGGUGAGACCUUUGCUGGCCAGUCUAUCUCAAUUAGGUUCCCUCUGCCUCUUUACGCUCUACACCGAUACUCCCGAUCCUUAUCUUCAUAACAUGUGCCACAGUUUUCAAAUAUUUUAUUUGAUUACUCUUUUGGUCUGAUCCCACACACCCAGGCUCUUGUCUAUCUUGUUCUGCACCGAUUCCCCAGUGCCUGGCACAUGGGCAGGGCUCACGGCCCAGUUGCUGAAUCAAUAGACUGAUUAAACGUGGUCUCCAACCCUCAUGUCACCUGGCAGGAAGAUGCUCUCACUGUCAUUUUAUAGAGGAGGGGACUGAGGGCCUGAGAGGCUUCAGUCAAAGUCUGAUCUUCAGACUGGCAACAGCGGCAGCAUCGCCCGGGAACUGGUUAGAAAUGCAGAUGCUCAGCAGUGGGCCUGGCCACCUGUGUUUCCACAGCCCUACGAUAAGCUCCAGGUGUGCUCAGAUGCUUCGGUGCACUGAGGUUUGAGAAGCACGAACAUAUGCAGUGGGGGAGCCUGGAUGAUGGCCCGGCACCUUCCGCCCCACUAUCCCUGCCCCAGGCCCAGGGGGCAGUGCUCACUCACACUCCAUCUCACCCACUGUCAGGUAAGCCCCAUCCUACCCCCUCAGCCACCUGGGGCCGCCCCGCUGCUGAGAAAGGAGCAGCUCUCCAGGAACCCCAAACUGCACAAAACAAGAUUAGAGGUUUGGAGUCAGCCGCAAGGCAGGGCUGACUGGGAAGGGAUGAAUACAUGGCAACAGACCCGUGGGAUGUAGGCAUGCAGCUCCUCAAAAGGAGUAAUGAAUAAAGUGAUGAAUGUGCAAGGCUCGGCUCACAUACUAAUUACUUUGCUGCCAGCCAGGCUCCCAGAAAUGUGACUCAUUCAGACGCUCUUAAAAGCACUGCAUCGCACACGCAGGCCCGCGCACACAGGCCCGCAUGCGCGCGCGCACACACUCUCUCUCUCUCCCCGCAGAGGGGCCAGAAGCUACCGGCAGGUGGUGGAGCAGCAUGUUCCUCGCAAGCUGGGGCCUGCAGAGGCUGGAAAGAAUGCAGGCAAGAUUCCUUGCGCGAGGACAGCGCUGCCUGCCCGAAGGCCACAAGCAGGGCUGCUUCUCCCAGGCUCAAUCCCGGCCAAGCAGCAGAAACUUCCGGUUUCAAGUUCUGCCCCUGGCACUUGCGAGAACCCUGUGACCAUGGGCGGCUGACUUAACCUUACUAGUCUCGGUUUCUUCAUCUGCAAAAUGGGGGUGAUAAUACCCAUCUUCCAGCGUUCUUGUGAGGAUUAAAAUAAUUAAUAAUUAGAGUUUAGGACAACAGAUAGCAUGGGGUAAGCACUUAUAUAAAGUGUUAAAUAAAAGAUUGGCAAAUGCUCUGAGGUUAUGAACUUUUCUGACUUUGCUUUUCCAGGAGGGGUGGUUGCCAUGGAGAUGGGGCUGAAACAGGGGCUCACCCAGGUGUUUGUCCACCACUGGUUUCCAGCCUCCCCAGUCACACACCAAGCAAAGA
Messenger RNA from Globicephala melas (long-finned pilot whale), 5275 nucleotides. RefSeq names its product IQ motif containing K (gene IQCK). Gene Ontology annotation, molecular function: protein binding. Lineage: Eukaryota; Metazoa; Chordata; Mammalia; Artiodactyla; Delphinidae. The record is from RefSeq and is a predicted model, not a curated record.